GACUAUUACAACCAUUUUCAGCGUGGAGGCCAUCGUGAAGAAAAUACACCUCUGUUCGUAUCUUUUAGCACAGAAGCGUCGAGGAUAAACAAACUCUUGCUCAUUCAUAAUGGGUGAUGGUGUACUUCCAAGAAAUUCUAUUAGAAGGGUGUCGAGAAGAUAAUUGUUUGCGCUUCUUUCGAGUUGAAACUACGGAUUGUGAGCGGUCAGUCUUGCCUCAGCUCUGAUGUUCUGAAUAUGAUGUUGUCAUCGUCGUCGUCCUGCGUGCGAAUUUCAGUGCGUGCACCGGUACCGUGGGUGCAACAAUCUAUGAGCCACAGGGGUAUCGCCUCCAUGGCCUCAGACGCAUCAUUACGACAAAAGAACCGUACUAAUUCCACGGAAUCAUGCGCCAGUCAAACAGGUGUUAUACCUUUGCUCCGCAACUCCUGUAUGGGGCUGCUGCCGAUGGGGAGUAGAAAAAGAUCUAGUCCAGGACGAGAACUACAACUAACAAGGGAUGAUACAACUAUAUUUUUAAGCAGGGGAUCAACGCGGACCACCAGCUCCGUACUUUUGACAUUAUCUAGGAGAGCAUACAGUGGAACAAAUUUAGAGCGACCCAACGAUUUGCUGCACGCAGGUGAGUGGCAAUCACCGGAGGCGCACGGCUUGGGGUCACCCGAGCCUCUGAGCAGCAUACCAAUGAAGAAUGGCAAGAAGGUGCUUCCUGGCAAAGUGAGUGUCAUGCCGCUGACCUCGGUAAAAGCAGCGAAGAAAAGCAUAGCCGAGGCAGCUGAGAAGAAUCGAAAGAAUUUACCAGUAUCGCUUUGUCGUGCAGGGCUUACGGAGCAACAAGCUCGCGAACGAAAUUUGCGUAGGCAUGGCACCGAAGUCCCCGCCCAUGCGGAGCGCGUCACGACGCUCUAUACCCGUGAUAACUUCGAGGACAUGCCGAAUCUUCGGAGCGAAUAUACGUUUAUGAUUGUGGAAUUAUAAUAACUGAAUAGAUCUUGCCAAAGCACAAAAGGCAUCCUUGUUGUACUCAUUUCUUUUUUUGUUCAGCUUGGUCCUGAAGAAAAUUCAAACAUACUACGGUCAUCUUCACAUCAUUAUUCAUCUUCCGAUCCCAGAAAAUUUUGAUAUUCCAUCUUCUCUUGCUUCAUUGUAUCCUUCGGCGAUUACGUGCUGUGGGCUUUCUUUAUAUUAAGGACGCUGUGCUGGUUUUUUCAUCUUGCUGUGUGCAGCGUAAGUAAGCACCCAGUUAUACAAAGUAAAGCGUACUGGUACCGCUCUCCAUUUAGAGCAAGUCUACAGCAAGCGGGGGGGAGCGGUAACCACGGUAAGCAGCUAUUAUUUCCACCUGCACUUAGGAAUAGAAGUCAUAAGGCAAUGAGAAAAUCUAGCAUUCUUUUAUGUAACGCGUUAUGGAGUACGGCUUUUUUUGCUGUUUGGGUUGGGUGGACCAAGAACCCAAAUCUUCGGGAAAACCGGUGGAUAUGGUGCGUCGGCGAAUACGCAGCGCUAGCGGGGAUGGUGUGCUCCUUGGGCUCGGUGUGGAUACUGACGUCGAGUGGCCGAUUUCUCUAGCAUAAUCCUGGUUUUUAUCACUGCUUUCUUCGUAGCACGGGAGAUGCCAGUGCCACAAGAAAAGACAAAAACAAGAAGAGAGUUUCUAUACAAAACAAUCACCAACUACAAGGUUGCUCCGAUCUUGAUAGGCCGAGGUGAAAAAGGAAGAAACUACACCAGAUGCACAGAGAAAAAGGCGGAUGAGAAGUCAGGAAUUGUAAUAUGCACCAGAAGCUUCUUAUGUGGUCUUGUAGGAAGAGUACGGUUUACCGUGGAUAGAUGCAGCUGGUUGUCGCUGGUCGUGGUAGUGUCGCAUUACAUUAUCAAACCAAAGAUUUUGAGUGGUUAUUCUAAUGCCAAGAUAUUGGCUCUCUGUCGUUGUCCAGUUAUGAAUCCUUUACACAGUAGACGAUCUGUAUCUAGCAGCUUGCUCUUGCUUAC
Amoebophrya sp. A25 is the source of this 1992-nucleotide messenger RNA. Lineage: Eukaryota; Dinophyceae; Syndiniales; Amoebophryaceae. The record is from the annotation of a GenBank genome assembly.